Molecule: messenger RNA, 4654 nt
Organism: Drosophila guanche
Lineage: Eukaryota; Metazoa; Arthropoda; Insecta; Diptera; Drosophilidae
Gene: Trpgamma
Product: transient receptor potential-gamma protein
Exons: 16
Coding region: 379-3777 (1132 amino acids)
Biological process (GO): manganese ion transport; regulation of cytosolic calcium ion concentration; calcium ion transmembrane transport
Cellular component (GO): cation channel complex; membrane
Molecular function (GO): store-operated calcium channel activity; protein binding; inositol 1,4,5 trisphosphate binding
Source: RefSeq, a predicted model, not a curated record
CAAAAAAGUAAAUACAUUACAGAAAAAAUUCAAAAACUGAAAUAAUUUUCAACUCACUGUCGCUGUCAACGUCAACGUCGCUGCUAAAGUCGCUGCCAACGUCGCUGUCAACGGUGCACUGGAGGUUCUACGACAGCAAACCCGUUCAAUUGCCGCUCUCAAGAGGAAAUCUCAACUCAAGACGACGGAAAAAAGUUGCACUUUGUGAGCCCCGCACGAAGGAAAUCGGUUCUGGCGCCCAUCCUCAAUAAGAUCAAGAAUGGAGCGGAUGCCUCGGAGAACGCUGACAAGAAAUUGGGCAGCGAGUGCAGUGGCAGCGGUCACAUAGCAGUCCAGAUCGAGCCAGCCAGGCGUGUCAAGCGUCACAGCAUUCACGGCAUGAUGGAGGAGGAGAACACCAUCCGACCGCAUCAGGAGAUUCGACAGCUGACGCUGGAGGAGAAGAAGUUCCUGCUGGCCGUGGAGCGUGGCGAUAUGGCUGGCACUCGUAGGAUGCUGCAGAAGGCACAGGACACGGACUACAUCAAUGUGAACUGCGUGGAUCCGCUGGGACGCACCGCCCUGCUGAUGGCCAUCGACAAUGAGAAUCUGGAGAUGGUCGAGCUGCUGAUCAACUACAAUGUGGACACGAAGGAUGCACUGCUGCACUCCAUCUCCGAGGAGUUUGUGGAGGCUGUGGAGGUGCUGCUGGAUCACGAGAAUGUCACCUUUCACAACGAAGGGAAUCAUAGCUGGGAGUCUGCCUCGGAGGACACUUCCACAUUUACGCCGGACAUUACACCACUGAUACUGGCUGCCCAUCGGGACAACUAUGAGAUUAUCAAGAUUCUGUUGGAUCGUGGCGCCGUCCUGCCCAUGCCCCAUGAUGUGCGCUGUGGCUGCGAUGAGUGUGUCCAGUCCCGGCAGGAGGACUCUCUCAGGCACUCGCGUUCGCGCAUCAAUGCGUACAGAGCGCUGGCUAGUCCCAGUCUCAUAGCACUCUCCUCCAAGGAUCCUAUACUCACGGCCUUUGAGCUGUCCUGGGAGCUGCGGCGUCUCAGUUUCCUCGAGCACGAAUUUAAGAAUGAAUACCAGGAGCUGCGUAAACAGUGCCAGGACUUUGCCACUGCACUGCUGGACCACACACGCACCUCCCAUGAGCUGGAGAUAUUGCUUAAUCACGAUCCCACCGGUCCGAUAUACGAACAUGGUGAACGCAUGCAUUUAAAUCGCCUCAAGCUGGCCAUCAAGCUGCGCCAGAAAAAGUUUGUCGCCCACUCGAAUGUGCAGCAAUUGCUGGCGAGCAUUUGGUACGAGGGUCUGCCCGGAUUCAGGCGCAAAAAUAUGGCACUGCAGGCCGUCGAUAUCAUACGCAUUGGCAUUAUGUUUCCCAUCUUCUCGCUGGCCUACAUACUGGCCCCAUACUCCGGCAUUGGCCAGACCAUGCGCAAGCCCUUCAUCAAGUUCAUCUGCCACAGCGCCUCGUACUUUACCUUUCUCUUUCUAUUGAUGCUGGCCUCCCAGCGCAUUGAGACCUUCAUUGGUGGCUGGUUCUUUGCCGAUGACUCGAACAUGAUGAACAAAGUGGAGGAGGUGCCCACGAAGCGGGGCGCCAAACCCACCUUUAUCGAGUGGCUCAUCCUGUCGUGGGUGAGUGGCCUCAUCUGGAGCGAGGUCAAGCAGCUCUGGGACGUGGGCUUGCAGGAAUACCUCAAUGAUAUGUGGAAUGUGAUCGAUUUUGUAACCAAUUCCCUUUACGUGGCUACAGUUGCACUCAGAGUGGUUUCCUUCUUUCAGGUGCAAAAGGAAAUGAUUUAUAAUUCGCAUGCCACCGAUUUGCCGCGUGAACGUUGGGAUGCCUGGGACCCGAUGCUCAUCUCGGAGGGUCUUUUCAGUGCGGCGAACAUUUUUAGUAGCCUCAAACUGGUAUACAUCUUCUCGGUGAAUCCACAUUUGGGGCCACUGCAAGUGUCGCUGUCACGCAUGGUCAUGGACAUUAUGAAGUUUUUCUUUCUCUAUGUCCUCGUGCUCUUUGCAUUUGGCAGUGGUCUUAAUCAGCUGUUAUGGUACUAUGCGGAUCUGGAAAAGAAACGCUGCCCUGAGGUCUCACCAAGCAGUGUGCUGCUCAAUAUGAAUGGCACCAAUGAUCCCAAUGCCUGCAUUGUAUGGCGUAGGUUCUCCAAUUUAUUUGAGACCACACAAACGCUCUUUUGGGCCGUGUUUGGUCUGAUCGAUUUGGACAGCUUCGAGUUGGAUGGCAUCAAAAUCUUUACCCGCUUUUGGGGCAUGCUAAUGUUUGGCACCUAUUCGGUGAUCAAUAUUGUUGUGCUGCUCAAUCUGCUCAUUGCCAUGAUGAAUCAUUCGUAUCAACUGAUUUCGGAACGUGCCGAUGUGGAGUGGAAAUUUGCACGCUCAAAGCUUUGGAUAAGUUACUUUGAGGAGGGUGGCACGUGUCCUCCACCAUUUAACAUUAUACCCACGCCAAAGUCCAUUUGGUAUGCCUGCAAGUGGAUGCGACGUGUUUUUUGCAGUGGCUCAUCGGCAGCUCGUAGAGAACAUCUGAAAACGAUACGGCGCAAAGCACAACAGGCUAGCGAUCGUGACUUUAAGUACCAGCAGAUCAUGCGGAAUCUGGUGCGUCGCUAUGUGACGGUGGAGCAGCGAAAGGCCGAGUCUCAGGGCGUCACCGAGGAUGAUGUGAAUGAGAUUAAACAGGAUAUAUCCGCGUUCCGCUGUGAGCUGGUUGAAAUACUCAAGAACAGUGGCAUGGACACGAAUGUAACUGCGGGACAAGGAGGUGGAGGCGGUGGCAAAAAGAAUCGACAGAAGGAACGUCGCCUGAUGAAGGGCUUCAAUAUUGCACCACCGGGCUCGACGGGUUCUUUGGCACCUGUGGCAGAGUUUUCUACAUCCUUGGACAACUAUGACAACCAGCACGAGAUACUGAGCUCAACCAUUUCCACACUCUUUACACCCAACUUUAUGCACAAGCGCCAGCAGAGUCAGCAGGCGGGUUGUGGGGGCUCCGAGUCACCCACAUCGCCCACACAGGGAACGGCUGCUGUGACGACUGGACCAAGUGGUCCAGUUACCAAGUACAAUAAGUCCGCCUUGAAGCCGUACAACAAGCGCAUAGCUGGACACAAGAAGCGAUGGGGCACACUCAUAGAAGCCGCCAAGGUGGGUAAUGUGAGCAAAAUGCUGGGACGCUCCAAGUCAGAGGAUUCGGUGUGCAAUACCUCGAAUAAUUCCACACCUGUGCAUGGACAGCUGCGGGUUACAUAUGCACAGAGCUCGCCACAGCAUGGCUAUGGCUAUCAUGGAGAGUCCAUGCCACCAGCGGCUGCAGCGGCUGCAGCGGCAGCAACACCAACGCCCACUGCCUCGAGCAAUCCAACACCCACACAUGUGGGCGUGGGUUCACAUUUCUUUCACACAACCAGCGGUCUGACUGCCAUCGCUGCCCUGAAGCGGAAGCGCAAAAAGUUUUCAUCCAGCAAGAACAUUUGUCCGGUCACAGAAUCGGUGGCUGCUGCCACGGCUGCUGCAGAGCUGCUGAACGAUAAGACCCUUAAGCGUGUGUCCAGCUAUCCGGCAGCCACUGCCGAGGGCGGAGUACAGCAUAAGGAUCCCGCCCAAUUGGUGAAGCCGCGACGACACGAGCAGACCCAAAGCCAGCACGAUUCGGUGGAGACGUCCACAUUUACGCUGUCCAUUGAUCCAUCCAAUACGUCGGUCAACUCGAGAGAGCCACUCAUCAGCACCAGCUGUGUCUCCACCAUGGGAGCCGUUGGCUGAGGGAACACUCGAAGGAAAAACUCAUCCAAUUGAGUUGAAUAUUGUCAGAGAUACCAAAGAUGUAGCAGCUAGCUAACUUAGAUAGCGCACCUGAUAUGCAGAUACCUAGAAGCAGAGAUGAUACAUAAGACAUAAACAGUCUGGCGCUAAACUAACCAAAAAACUUAAACCCAACACAGGCUAGAUGUUAAAUUACCUCACCACGGAUAUAGUCAUAGAAAUCGCAUACCAAAUAACAAACCAACACUCCAUAGCUGUUGGCCAUACAGCCAUAUAGCCCUGCAGCAUACUAACUACUCUGUAACUUUUCAUACAGCACCACUUACCUCACUACUACUAAUCUCACUCUAUGCCGUCAUAUUGAAAGUUCAAAGAAUUCUCCCACUCAAUAACCAUGUUCCAACACUGCUUGUCAGUGUUGUCAGCUUGUCCAACACUAAACCUAAAUCGUCACCUGAGACUCUAUAUCCAGCACCCACAAACACACAUAUCAUAUGAUCGCUUUAUAGAGAAACCUUUACAGGAAAACAACAACAAGAGUCACUCGAAAUCGAGUUGCAUACAAAAAUCCCUUUACCAAAUACAAAAAUACAAAAAUACAAAUAUGAAAUACGAAUUAAACUACAACUAAAACUAUCCCAUAUCGAUGUUGAACCGUUGCCUUAGCAUGAAACAUAUUUUUUAUACACAUAAGUUUUGGAUGAACAUUGAAUUAACGUAUUGUACUCGGAACUGAGGGAAGCGCGCGCUGUGUAUUUGUUGAUUUGAGAUAAUGGAUUAAAGCCAAGGAUUUGUAAUUGUUCAAGCAAGCAAGCAGUAAAGUAAAGUAAAUAAAUCAAGAUAUGUACCACAAAUUUUAUACACCGAUUUUAACCAA